UCCCGUCGCUCCGGGUGACGUCAUCCCGCCGCGCCUCGCCCGUUUCCAUGGGAACCCGCGGAGCAGGCGGUGGGAGCUCGUCGUGCCGCGGCCCCGCUCGCCGCCAUGUUCGCGGACGGGACGGCGCCCGGCGCCGCCGUGCAGUCGCUGUGGCGGAGCGCUCGGAGCGCGGGCUGCGAGGCGAAAAGCUGCCAGACUGCAAAAAUUUCAACAGCAGAAGCUGCAUCACAAUCUCAUACCAGCCGAGAUGCCGGUGUGCAGGCGGAUCGCAGCGAAGACGCUGCCCAAGACUUCCAGCAGGAAGCCCAUGUAGAUUACGCUGGUCUUCUGUCGUUCCUUCAGAGAGCGGAGGACACUGUCAUCAAAGAGCUGAAUAAAAACUGGAGAAGCCGAGCCUUCGAUGGCUUUGAAGUGAACUGGGCAGAUCAGAACGAAACAGUGUUGUGUUUGCACACGUUGUCAUACGCGGAGGCUCGGGAUCAAAACCUACAGGUUACCAGCGUCUCGUGGAACACAACCGGAUCCGUUGUUGCGUGUUCGUACGGCCGGCUGGACGAUGGGGACUGGAGCACAGAAAAAUCCUACAUUUGUACCUGGAAUCUGGACAGGAGAGGGUUGAAUGCGCAGCGCCCUGACCUCGUGGUGGAUGUCCCCAGUUCUGUCAUGUGUGUGGCUUUCCACCCCUCCCGGCCUUCGCUGAUAGCUGGUGGCCUGUUCAGCGGGGAGCUGGUGGUGUGGGACACCAGCCGGACAGAAGACCCGGUGAUCUGGAGGACGGGGAUGACGGACGACACUCACACCGACCCGGUCUACCAGGUUAACUGGUUACCCGAGGCAAAGCACGGAACGCACUGCCGGCUGCUGAGCGUCUCAACGGACGGAAAGAUCCUGGUGUGGAGGGAGGAGCGGGAUGGUCGGUUGGCCUUGGCCGAAGGGUUCGCCGUGGUGGCUCAGCAGAUCCCUCGCAGCGCUCGGCUGAAGUUCGCCCGGGGAGACACCGCCGUGGGUGUGACCUCGCUCUCUUUUUCACUCUUCGAUCCCCGCGUGUUCGUUGUUGGUCUGGAAAGCGGCUUUUCCCUGAGGUGCUCCACUGCGGCCGAGGCGCUGGCUCUGCACCGGCUGGGCGGCUCCGUUCCGCUCCGGGCGCCGGCCGAGCUCGCCUUCUCCCCGCACGGCGGGCCCGUCUACUCUGUCAGCUGCUCGCCCUUCCACAGGAACCUCUUUCUGAGCUGUGGGACUGAUGGACAAGUUCACCUGCACUCCAUGUUACAGACACAACCCCUCAUUUCCCUUCAGUUAUCUAAGAAAUACCUCUUCUGUGUGCGCUGGUCUCCAGUUCGACCGCUGGUCUUUGCAGCUGCAUCUGGGGAAGGAGACGUGCACCUGUUUGACUUGGAGAAGAGCUCGCAGAAGCCUGUGGUUUCCCUGAAGCAGGCCGCGGGUGGGCGCCCCGUCUACUGUUUGGAAUUUAACGCCAAGCAGCCCGGGCUGCUGGCAGCAGGGGACGGCACCGGCACUGUCCGAGUCUGGCGGCUGAGCUCUGACUUCACUGAGCAGGGACCCAGGGAGCAGAGUCGCCUGGAGCAGCUGGCGAACGAGAUCGCGGACUGAGGCAGCAACACCACGGCUGCCUGAAACUUGCUCUGGCUCAGGAGAAGUUGCCCACGCGCCUUCCGCAGCGCGGCCUCUGAAACACACGUACCUACAGCAGCUGGAGUUUCAUCCACGUAACAGUUAAAUAUCCAUUUAAUCAUUAAACACAAGCUGAUGUGGUUCGACCAGUAA
Columba livia (rock pigeon) is the source of this 1785-nucleotide messenger RNA. It is a transcript of the gene DYNC2I2, whose product is annotated as dynein 2 intermediate chain 2. Gene Ontology annotation, cellular component: cytoplasmic dynein complex; ciliary plasm. Bases 106 to 1611 code for a protein of 501 amino acids. Gene Ontology annotation, molecular function: dynein heavy chain binding; dynein light chain binding. The transcript is spliced from 9 exons. The record is from RefSeq and is a predicted model, not a curated record. Lineage: Eukaryota; Metazoa; Chordata; Aves; Columbiformes; Columbidae. Gene Ontology annotation, biological process: intraciliary transport.